Messenger RNA from Triticum aestivum (bread wheat), 1220 nucleotides. Its product is annotated as putative transcription factor bHLH107. Gene Ontology annotation, molecular function: protein dimerization activity; DNA-binding transcription factor activity. The record is from RefSeq and is a predicted model, not a curated record. Bases 104 to 946 code for a protein of 280 amino acids. Gene Ontology annotation, biological process: regulation of DNA-templated transcription. The transcript has 3 exons. NCBI's taxonomy places the organism in Eukaryota, Viridiplantae, Streptophyta, Magnoliopsida, Poales, Poaceae.
AUGCAUGUCAGAAAAGAGAUGCGUAUGUAUGUAGGGCGGUCAUCUCUCACAGACAAGCUCAUCAUCUGCCUCCUACCUAUCCAGUAUCCAUCCUAGUGUAUAUAUGAAGAGAAUGAGAGUGUCCAAGAGCUGGAUGGCAGCUCCAUGCCAAUCUCCGCAUGGAGGGAACGAGCUGAUGGCAUACGAUGCCUGUGAUCCUACAGUGAGCGGAGGUCCGGCUCUGGUAACCCGGCAGGCCAGCUCGGCGCCACCGGCUGGACCGCUAGAGCUGUCGACGACGUCCUCGUCGACGACGGGGUCGGGGAGGACCGCGACGGAGGCAAGGGCCCUGAAGGUCCACAGUGAGGCCGAGCGCCGGCGUCGGGUGAGGAUCAACGCUCAUCUCACGGCGCUCAGGAGGAUGAUCCCUGAUACCAAGCAGAUGGACAAGGCCGCCUUGCUGGGCAGGGUGGUGGACCAAGUGAGGCACCUGAAGAGGAGAGCCAGCGAGGUCGCGCAGCAGACGCCGGCCGUCCCGCCGGAGACCGACGAGGUCUCCGUCGAAUUCUGCUGCACCGGGGACGCCGACGACGACAACAGCCGCCUAUACAUUAAGGCGUCUGUCAGCUGCGACGACCGCCCGGACCUCGUCGCCGGGCUCAUCCAGGCGCUCCAUGGCCUGAGACUUAGGACACUAAGAGCGGAGGUGUCCUCCCUGGGAGGAACGGUGCAGCAUGUCUUCACACUCUGCAAGGAGGAGGAAGGCAGUGCAGGGAGUGCUGGACUGAAUUCCCUGAAGGAGGCUGUGAGGCUGGCUCUGGCCAAGGUUGCUUCACCAGAGCUGGUGUGUGGCGGCAGUCCGUUCCAGUUUCAGAGCAAGCGGCAGAGGAUUCUCGAGUUGCAUUAUUCAAUCAUGUCCAUAUGGAUGAGUAUUUUCUGGAGUAUAUUUUUAGUGUGCCAGAUUUGAGGUUGGGACUGCUGUUAGUGCUGUAAGAUAAGAUAGAUGCAGACAUGCAGUCACUCCGGGACAGAUAUCAUAGCAACAGGGUUUACACUGUGUGCCUGAUGCAGCAUGGCUGCCGACAUUCCAGAUUGCAGAGAUCCUAGCUGAUGACGCAGGGUUACAUGAUUAGUUUGACGAUUCAGCAGUGGCGUGGAUAGGCUAAUACUCUAUGCAACACCUCCUCAUUGGUGGUUCUCAUGUUAAGAUAUGACUAUAUAUGAGACACACCUAGAAAGAA